CGUCAGGGGAGCUGGAGGCACCGUCAGGGGAGCUGGAGGCACCGUCGGGGGAGCUGGAGGCACCAACGGGGGAGCUGGAGGCACCACCGGAGGAACCGGAGGCACCAACGGGGGAGCUGGAGGCACCACCUGGGGAACCGGAGGCAACAUGGGUGGCAUCAGUCGUGGAGCUGGAGAAGCAGUGCUCUUUGAUGCCUCGAUGGUCAGAACAGACUUGGUACCAAGCAGACAGAGAAGCUCAGCAGGGGUCAGCUGUUCAUCACAGGAAGAGACUCCACUCAUUCCUGCUGCCAUGACAACACAAGAUUCAAAAGGCAAAUCUAAGCAUGUGAAGGCCCAACCACUGCUGCCGUCCUCUUCAAAGAGAGAGAAGGUUUUCUCCUGCCCCAUGUGUUCUCUGGUGUGCAGCAGUUCCUUCAUCCUGCAGGAACACGUGGAGCUGCAUCUGCAGGAGCAACACUCAGAUGAAGGCUGGACUCCGGACUCCUGCUCCGCCCCUGUGACAUCACACCCAGCCAGCUCGCCCUCAGGAGGGCGGAGGUUGGAGUGCCCCCUGUGCUCCGCCGUAUUCAGCCACAGCUUCUCUCUGCAGGAACAUGUGGAGCUGCAUCUGGACCCGGGCUCAGCUGGGAACUGUACAGGGAGCCUGGACGGGGACCUGCAGCUGGCCACGCGGCUGCAGCAGCAGGAGGAGAGCAGGAGGCAGGAGCAGGCCCGGCAGGAGGACGAGCAGAGCAGGAGUCUGGCCACCCGGCUGCAGCAGGAGGAGGAGGCCCGGCAGGAGAGGGAGGACUUCCACAAGCUGCAGAGGCAGUUUGGGCUGGACGGGUCGGGGGGCUACCGGCAGCAGAUGGAGAGGACCAUGGAGAGGGCGGUGGCCCGGGGCGUGCUGCCCCCGGCACACUUCCACCUCCACAAGGCCAAUAUGAUGGAGAGUCUGGCCUCGGGGGUGGAUGACGGAGCGACUAGAACUCAGGGUGUGAUCCCAGCGUUACGGGAGUACUACCAGAGCCAGGCCCUGGACUGCGUGCACGUGUGGCUGGCUGCAGACACGGACCACUACAGCUCCUCUGGGGGAGACAAAGGCUGGGGGUGUGGAUACAGAAACUUCCAGAUGCUGCUGUCUUCCCUCAGCAAUAUAGACCCCUACUCCACACACCUGCAAGGUAGGGCGGUGCCCUGCAUCCCUCAGCUGCAGACCAUGAUAGAGGAGGCCUGGAAGGAGGGGCUGGAUCCACAAGGCGCCUCCCACUUCAACCAGCAGCUGCAGGGCACGCGGGCUUGGAUCGGAGCCACGGAGAUCUACGUCCUCCUCACCUCCCUGGGAAUCAGUGCUCGCAUCAUGGACUUCCACAAGCCGACCGGUCCUGCUGGUACCCACCCCCUCCUCUUUGACUGGGUCAGGGAAUAUUUCAGUCAGUCCAACAGGAGCAGUAGACUCCCCCCCCGCUUCAUCCAGACCUGUCUGCCCCCCCUCUACCUCCAGCACCAAGGUCACAGCCGGUCCGUGGUGGGGUUGGAGCAGAGGAAGAACGGUGUCCUGUGUCUGCUGCUGUUUGAUCCGGGGUGUCCUCCGUCACACAGCAGCAAGCUGCUGAGCAGGAGCACGGUGGGCGGAGCCCUGCGGCGGCUGCGGAUCUUCCCCCGGAGUCUGAAGCACCAGCAGUACCAGCUGGUGGCGGUAGAGAGCACAGUGCUGUCUGCAGAGGAGAAGCAGGUGAUCUAUGUGGCCAGAAAUCCCAAAGACGUUCUAGUGUCCUACUACCACUUCCAUAAAGUUGCCAACAUGCUGGAAACCCCGAAGAGCUUUGAUGACUUCUUUGAGAAGUUUCUUAGAGGAGAAGUAUUUGGAUGCAGCUGGUUUGAGCACAUUAAGAACUGGUACUCGCACAAGGAUGAGAUGAACAUGCUGGUCAUUAUGUAUGAAGAAAUGAUCCAGGACCUGCGCUCAGCCAUAAAGAGGAUCUCCAUGUUCCUGGGAAAAGAGCUGACUGAAGAGCAGUUGGCCAGCAUGGUGAAGCACAGCACCUUCAGCACCAUGAGGAAGAACCCUCAGGCCAACUAUGAGCAGGUCUCUGGAGAGUUGCUCAGCCACCACCUGGGACGCUUCAUGAGGAAAGGCACCGUUGGCGACUGGAAGAACCACUUCAGCGUGGCUCAGAACCAGCGCUUCGACCAACUCUUUCAGAGGGAAAUGAAGGAGUUCCCGCUCUCGUUCAUCUGGGACAUGAAGGACCUGCAGUGAUGCCUCACUGUCAUUACAACCACGCACAGGAGCACAUUAUCAGGCUAUAGCAGGGGUCGGCAACCCAAAAUGUUGAAAUAUUGGACCGAAAACACAAAAAACAAAUAUGUUUGGAGCCACAAAAAAAUGAAAAGUCUUGUAUAAGUCUUAGAAUGAAGAAACACAUGCUGCAUGUUUCUAUAUUAGUUAUAACUGGGGGAAGAUUUUGUUUUCAUUAUGCAUGAGAAAAAAGUCUAAAUGUCGAGAAAAAGUGAAAAUGUUGAGAAAAAAGUCAAAAUGUCGAGAAAAAAGUCGAAAUGUUGAGAAAAAAGUCGAAAUGUUGAGAAAAAAGUCAUAAUGUCGAGAAAAAAGUCGAAAUGUUGAGAAAAAAGUCAUAAUGUCGAGAAAAAAGUCAAAAUGUCGAGAAAAAAGUCGAAAUG
Messenger RNA from Cololabis saira (Pacific saury), 2664 nucleotides. RefSeq names its product zinc finger-containing ubiquitin peptidase 1-like. Bases 149 to 2245 code for a protein of 698 amino acids. The transcript has 14 exons. Gene Ontology annotation, cellular component: cytoplasm. Gene Ontology annotation, biological process: sulfation. Gene Ontology annotation, molecular function: sulfotransferase activity. NCBI's taxonomy places the organism in Eukaryota, Metazoa, Chordata, Actinopteri, Beloniformes, Belonidae. The record is from RefSeq and is a predicted model, not a curated record.